AUGCACACCAUCAAUCAAUGGUGUAGUGCUGCAUAUGCAUUCGAAGCUCCACCAGUGUGGAAACCUUGGAAGCCUUGGCGCUUCCUGCUGCUCACUACCACAUUCGCGGCCCAUUUCUCUGGCGAUUGGCCGGCGGGCUUCGUCUACAAGCGUCUGUUCUCUCUUAAUGGCCAAAUGCCCGAGGAGUCUAGCCACAAUUGCCGUGUUCCCCUCGAUCAUGCUGGACAUGGUGCAUCAAGCCAAGAACCGCCUCCGUACGAGGUCGGCAGAAGCCACCUCCUCAGGUGGGAGUGA
Molecule: messenger RNA, 294 nt
Organism: Diaporthe batatas
Lineage: Eukaryota; Fungi; Ascomycota; Sordariomycetes; Diaporthales; Diaporthaceae
Exons: 2
Coding region: 1-294 (97 amino acids)
Source: RefSeq, a predicted model, not a curated record